AUGACAGUCACUGGUAAAACCAUCUAUGAAAAAAUCCACUUCCUAUAUUGUCGUACUGAAAAAAAAGUCCAAAACAUUAGGAGACAAAAGUUUGCAGUCUGCAGCGACGAAGAUGCUAUACAAACAAUUCUCGACAAUACACUGUCUGAAAUGCAAGACGAAAAGUCUGGUAUUUAUAUACGCACUUUCUCAGAUGUUAUGGUUAUGGAGAAAGACAAGGGCAACUCGAUUGUUGGAGUUGUCACCGAAUGCUUCCAAGCUAAACCAUUUGACUUGUGGUUUGUGCUGACUAUUCUCGACAACAGUAUCAUGGUGUUUGACAAACAAGACUUGAAUACACAAAUGUCCAACUUGGCUGUCGAUGAUGCUAAGGAAAUGGCCACCAAGAUCACAGAGAUUUUCGAAACCACUGUUAAAAAUAGCGCCAAAGUCGAUAGGUGGAGUGAGGGAAGAGACAGUUUUAUAAAGAACGUGCAAUUUUUUACCUCAAGAAAUGCACAAGUGGAGGCUGUUCUCCCAGCAUUUCCGUGCAAGUCUCUGAACCCAGAGAAGGUUGCAUCAACAACGCCAGAUAAAGGGGAAGAGCUUGCCCUCAAAAGAAUCAUAGAGUUUGUCUCUUAUGUGAAUGAGAUAUAUCCCCCGGGGAUGAAGUUUUUCAUUGUCAGCGAUGGACAUGUGUUCAGCGAUUGUAUCAAUGUUGAUGACAAGGUUGUUGAUAGUUACACCGAGCAGCUCAAGAAGCUAUACCACAGAGUAAAGCCCGAAGGAUUCGACGGCAUUCACUUCCGUGGAUUGAAUGACUGCUUUAAGUCUUCUACCAAAAACGAAAUUGCGCCUCUAUUGAAUACCAUCACAGUAGACCACUAUUUGGAUACCCACUUGGACGACGCAACCGAAAUCAACCGGAAGAUUAUGAUGCUUGGAUGCGACGACAACGCAGAAACAUUGAGAGAGGAGAUCAAGACACCGCUGCACCCUCGGCUUUAUUUGUACAGAGGAUUUAACAAGUUCAUGUACGAGGACUUGGUGAAUACCCCCAAGGCCCAAGCCAUGUCACGGAAAAAGUUCAAGAAGAUGGUUUCCUCCAUAGCCUUUGAGAUGAUACUCCGCAACGAUGCCUAUUCCAACUUGGUGGAAUUGGUGUUCCCUUUCCACUUGCGUCUCUCGAUCCACGCCCAUCACAAUGCAGGACCAAAGUAUGGUAUUAGAUUGUUGGACACAAGUAUCUGUUGCUCGUAUGACCACAAUCCCGACGAGGAGGACCGUUUGCUUCACAUUCCUACACCAUGGCACAAUGCAGUUUUCAAACUUGGUGACCGCGAAAAGAUGAUUGUCUCGAACUCCAAACUUGCUGAGAUGCUUGAAAAGGACGAAAAAUAUGUGGGUGGAUGGCACGAGAAAGAGCGCUGCUUUGUUUAUGCCCCUAGCGUUCAGCCAAAUCUUUAA
Molecule: messenger RNA, 1446 nt
Organism: Clavispora lusitaniae ATCC 42720
Lineage: Eukaryota; Fungi; Ascomycota; Pichiomycetes; Serinales; Metschnikowiaceae
Gene: DIT1
Product: Dit1p
Source: RefSeq, a predicted model, not a curated record